Eublepharis macularius is the source of this 5032-nucleotide messenger RNA. RefSeq names its product Rho GTPase activating protein 9 (gene ARHGAP9). Gene Ontology annotation, molecular function: protein binding. The coding region runs from base 26 to 2116 and encodes 696 amino acids. Gene Ontology annotation, cellular component: cytoplasm. Gene Ontology annotation, biological process: regulation of GTPase activity; signal transduction. Lineage: Eukaryota; Metazoa; Chordata; Lepidosauria; Squamata; Eublepharidae. The record is from RefSeq and is a predicted model, not a curated record. The transcript has 16 exons.
CUAAGCCUCCCCUCCCCUUGAUGAAAUGCUUUCAGGGCAGCGGUGGUUGGAAGGGCUCAGUCGUCGCCAGAGCAGGACUUCCCUGAAUUCCACGGGCACCGUGAUGCUCCAGGCCCUCUACAACUACCAGUACGAGGCUGAGGAUGGGAGACGGGUGACCAUCGCAGAGGGCGAGUUUUUCCGGCUGCUGCGCAAGGCCAACGAGGAUUGGUGGCAGGUGCGGCGACUCAGCCAGCCCAGCCAGAGGAGACCCAUCUUUGUGCCUGCCACCUACGUCGCCGAAGUGCCUCCUGGCACGAGCGGGGCCACACAGCAAAAGGCUACGUUGCAUCGCCCCAUUGGUACAGAACAGAUCAAUGACACUGCCCAUCUGGAAAUGCUCUCCUGUUCUCUGGAGGACCUAUAUAUGCCACCCCACCCUCAUAUGGGGCUGGUGUCCAGCCACAGCCUCAGUCUACCCACCAUGGGAUCCUGUCCUCUCUCGCUUGGCAGGAGUCUCAGCAUAUGUGACUUGUCCCCAGCAGUCAGUACAGAUGCCAAACAAGAGGACGAGAGCCAGCGGCAAAAUUCUUCAGAAAAGAAGUUGGCAAAGAAGAGCUCGGGGCAGUCCGAGGGACACGGCCCGUCACCAUCGGCAGACCCUGAUGCUCUGGGUGAAACACCGAGCAGAGAGGAAGACGGAGGGAAGGGUGAGCCAGCUGGGAGUCAGGGUCUCCGGAAGCUGAGCUACACCAAGUCCAUGGUGCUGCCGGAGACACGGGGGCCCAAGGGAAGUCAUCGCCGGAACUUUUCCCAGCACAGCUACGUGGCCUGGAUGGUGGAUUAUCCCACAGCGGCCACUGCCAAUGGUUCCUCGUCUCACCUCCCUAACCUGUUGCACGUGGUGGAGAAAGCCGGACAGCUGAACAAAACCAAAAUUGCCGAAGGAGGCCGGAAACUCAGAAAGUGCUGGACAUCCUCAUGGUUGGUGCUGGCUGGGAAUAGCCUUAUGUUCUACAAGGACCCAAAAGUUGCAACUGAAUGGACUCCAGCGGCUAGCCGACCUGAAAGCAGCGUGGAUUUGCGCGGUGCCCGCAUCGAGUGGGCCAAGGAUCUAUCCAGCAAACGGAAUGUCAUUCAUUUCCGCACAGUGACUGGCAAUGAGUAUCUCUUGCAAUCAGAUAGCGAGGCUAUCAGCCAAGACUGGUAUCAAGCUAUCAAAGGAGUCAUCCGUAGACUGGACGAAGAGAAUCCUCUAGAUGAACCUCUUCUGUAUCCACUCUGCCGGGCAGGCAGUGCGGACCUUGUGGAUCUCAGUGGCGAUGAGGACGAGGAAUCAGGAGGCCAGAAGAGUGAGACCUUGGCAGCAUCCUCAAGUCCCGAUGGAGUCUACAAAAAACGGGUCAAGAGCAAGUUGAGACGGUUCAUUGCUAAGCGGCCCCCGCUAAGGAGCUUACAGGAAAAAGGACUGAUUCGAGACCAGGUCUUUGGCUGCCGCCUGGAAGCCCUGUGCCACCGGGAAGGGGGCACGGUGCCACGUUUUGUUCAACUGUGUGUGGAGGCUGUGGAACAGAGAGGUCUGGAUGUGGACGGUAUCUACAGAGUCAGCGGGAACUUGGCCGUUAUUCAGAAGCUGAGAUUCAUAGUUGAUCGUGAGCGGGCAGUGACAUCAGAUGGUCGCUACGUUUUCCCAGAGCAGCGUUGCCAAGAGGACAAGUUGCGUCUGACUGACCCUCAGUGGGACGACGUGCAUGUGAUAACCGGGGCCCUCAAGCUUUUCUUCCGGGAGCUGCCUGAACCUCUGAUACCGUACGGCCUUUUCGAUGAAUUCAUAGCUUCUGCCAAGUUGCCUGACCCCAAGGAAAAAGUAUCCAAGCUGACAGAGUUGGUCCAGAGUCUCCCCCAACCCAACCGAGACACGCUGCAUUAUUUACUGGAGCAUCUCCGCAAAGUGAUGGAGCACUCGAAUGCCAACCGGAUGACCACGCAGAACAUUGGCAUCGUCUUCGGACCAACACUGCUGCGACACGAGCGGGACGUGGCCAGCCUAGUGGAGGGUAUGGUAUACCAGAAUCAAGUGGUGGAGCUGCUCCUGACUGAAUUUCCUUGCAUCUUUGCGGUCUCAGGCACUGAAUGACCUUUCCAAUACCUGCCUCGGUUGCUGAUGGUUGUGCCCUACAGGUACUCUGCAUCAUGGUUACUGUAGUCCUGGAGCAAGCAUUGACUCUGUCUGCUGAUGGUUGUACCCUAAAAGUGCUCUGCAUCAUGGACACUGUAGUCCUGGAGCAAGCAUUGACUCUACCUGCUGAUGGUUGUACCCUAAAAGUACUCUGCAUCAUGGAUACUGUAGUUUUGGAGCAAGUAUUGACUCUACCUACCUCUAUGCCGUUGCCACUAGCCCAGCUCAGCAUCAGUGCCCGGGGCUAUGGGACAGGAGGUGGAUUCAGGCCACUUCAGGGUCAACCUUCAGGAUCUUUAGGCUGAGUUAAACUUAGAAGCCAAGAUGAAAGGGGCUCUCAAAUGUUCCCACACUCCACGAUUCAAGCAAAGCCUUAUUCAACUUCCUCAAGUGCAGCUAAGGCAAAACACAGAAGGAAGUAUGAUGGGAAAUGCUGAAUCCUGUACAAUCCCUUUGGUGUGGAUACUGUUGGUGAGCGGCACUGUGGAAAGAUGGAGAGGCUUGCCCCGGGAACUCUGUUCCCCUCAUUCUUGCAAGUAAGUCCCCCCAAAGUGCCUAGCUCACAAGAAGUUGUGUGCACAUAUACUUGAGGCUCACGUGGCUCACAGACAUCCUGGGAACAAAAAGACUCAAUUCAUUUCCAGUUGACAGAUGCUUCCCUUUGGAUUGCCUGGACGCCGUUUUUAACUUGCCGGGAGUGACCCGGCAAGUUGCCAUUUGCAAACCUUGCACUUUCCUCAGGGUGGCUCGCAAGGCCACCUUGAAUGCCCAGGGUGCCAGGCAAACUCCUCUUUCAUCUCCUGUCCCAGACUGAGAGUCGGAGUGCUGUGAGCCUCGGGGAGUUGUUUGUGCAGUCCUCUGGGGAGCCUCGAGGGGUUCAGCUUUACACUUCCUCAUUUCUCCAUCGAAGCCUGACAUGUCAGGCUGCCUAGCUCUGGCUUUUAUACCUUCCUAUGCCCAUUUGUGUGGGUUCAUGAUUGUGGCACUGAAAUCAUUCAGUAAAGCAGAUGUCUUAUCAGGGGCCACUCACUGACCUGCUAACAAUCUGCAGUCAUGUUGCAAUGGACUCAUCGCGAUUCGCGACCCCCAUCCUCGGGGAAGGGCAUUCCAGGCCAGAGACAAACAGAGGUGGUUUGCCAUUGCCUUCCUCCAUGCAGCAACCCCAGCGGCUUGGAAACGGUUUAUUAAUUGUGGCUUAGAUCCAUAUUUCUGUCUUAGCAGCCCCUUGUCUCUUCACGGCAUCACAUUUCCUAGAUUUUCUCAGUUGAGAGCCCUGCCAUUUGGAAGAGGGUUCAGCAGAUUGCGGAUCCGCUAGUUAAACGUUUUCCAGCCAUCUGAGGGGCAGAGCUUUGGUGCCCUCCAUAGCUCCUAGUUCAGGGGUCUCCAACGGCCAGCUCAUGAGUUAUUGGUAGCUCCUGUACCUCCUAGAAAAUCCAGGAAAAGACUGCAAAAAGAUAUGCUCUGCACUUUUUUUUUUUAAAAAAGAGAAGAUUUUAUGUUAAAGGAUUUUUCUCUGUGCUGCUUAGCUGAUAGCUUCAUUUCUGGUGCUUUCCCUAGUGCAUGACCUGUUUCUAGGAUGGUAACCUUCUGGAGGCGGGUGUUCUCCACUGGGGACGGAAAUUCUGCCCCAUUAGGUGUGACUACAAGUGACAGAUCAGGAGUCUCUGACCAACUUCCCCCAAAAGCACAGCCAUCAUCUUCUGCAUCAGACCCGCUGUUCUGGGAUUACCUCCUUCUAAUCAAAAGGCUUGCCCAGAUCAGCAACUCAUCCAGGGGCACAGAGCAAGCUCCACUGUGAAAAGGUCACUCUUUAUUUGUACACCAGCUAAAAAACAGCCUUUUCAGAACAUCCUCUCUCAGAGCCAAGCUACAAGUGACGCCUGACACAGGUUGGACACUUGUCAGCUUCCCUCAAGUUUUGAUGGGAAAUGCAGGCGUCCUGGUCUUGCAGCUUGGCUCUCCGACUGCUGCCCAACGGACUUUUCAAUUGUCACUUGUCCAACAUUCCGCCAGGCUGCCUACAUUUCCCAUCAAAACUUGAGGGAAGCUGACAACCUGUGUCACGCGUCACUUGUAGUUUGGCUCUGAGAGUGAACUGGAUACUCCGGCCGUAUGUCUGCUGAGAUAAAGGGGGGAAGAGGUUCAGCAACGGGAAAUUGCUUCUUCUGAAACCUCUCCCAUUUCCUCCUGGAAAGCUAUUGCCCCAGCAGGCUCACUUCUGGUUUUAGAAUAUAGCCAGCGGAAAGUAACCGUUUAUAAAUGAUUGACACAUCUCUGUGAAAUGUAUAGGGUAGAACUGGCAGAUAAGGGAAGAGUUAAGCUCCUGCUUGCUAAUUCUGCCGUGCAAAAGCUCUCUCCACCCCUAGGGUUGGAUCCAGACUAAAUCAGUGGGUCAGAACUCCCCCACCUCCCCUCUCCCCCUGCAGCCCUUUCAGGUCCGUUAAAUGCUGCUCUGGGGGGAGUAGGAGACCUUGAGGAACAGCAUGAGGGGGGUCUGCAGCAGGAAGGGGGAUUAGUGGAAAAUCCUUAAUAUUACAUGAGAGACACCCAGUUAGGAAGUUUCCUUUUCAACAUCUUGUUCUGCUCUCAGUUCCCCCAGAAUUUUCUGGGCAAUGCAGAAAGCAGUCUAUUAUCAGGACCCAAUUUGCUGGCUCUUUAGGGUUUCUUGCCAGCAGAUCCACCCACCAGCCUACCCCACAAGAGAGCUUGCAGGGCGAGUUUUUCUGUGAGCAGGAGGGCUCCAACCAGCUGCAGACCGGUUCGCUGAGAAUGGCUUUGCUGGAGCCUUCCCCACCUACACAAUGAGGAAGCACCACCUGUUUCAAAUAGACCCAGAGGAGUUAGCCGUGUUAGUCUGUAGUUGCAAAAUAGUAA